GUCACAAAAAAGCCGGACUGGGCACCGACGAGUCCGCUGUUCUAUAAACUAAUGGAUUUGAUAACCAUGGCUCCACUCGGCGGUGCAGCAUACUUCGUAUUUAUGCGUGGUGAAGGUAUAAAUUUUUUCUGUCCUCAAAGACUAAUGCUUUUUCCUGUCAUUUUGCAGAUCGAUCCAAUUGCUGGCUUUCUGUUGACGCCGUUCGCACUGUGGACCGGCUUUUACACGGUCCUGACCUACUGGAUCAGCAAGAUGAACACUUCGGAUGCGAGUGAGCGCUCUACUCUCUGA
Molecule: messenger RNA, 291 nt
Organism: Gongylonema pulchrum
Lineage: Eukaryota; Metazoa; Nematoda; Chromadorea; Rhabditida; Gongylonematidae
Source: the annotation of a GenBank genome assembly